Molecule: messenger RNA, 6776 nt
Organism: Miniopterus natalensis
Lineage: Eukaryota; Metazoa; Chordata; Mammalia; Chiroptera; Miniopteridae
Gene: OPCML
Product: opioid binding protein/cell adhesion molecule like
Source: RefSeq, a predicted model, not a curated record
CCGCCGAGGAACUUUUCACCGCCUCUGGGCUCCAGAGUGGAGCCUUGGGCUGUUGAUCAAUACAUCUAUACAUAUGUGUGAUCUAAUAAAACAUUCUCUCCUCUCUUUGAGGCGGCAGCUUUUUAUGACAUCUCCUUUAUGUCAGACACUUGCCUGGCUUCUUUGGGUUAUAAACUUUUGAUGCCAGACCUCCGCAGAACGUGCCCAACUGAAUUUUAAAGUAGCAUCUGGAAGAGAGAGGCAGAGAAAGAGCACUCGGUGACCUUCAUCCCGCACCUCCCGCCUCGCUCUCCCUUCCGGGCGGCCUCCCUCCUCCCCGGGGAGCGGCAGGAAAGCUCCUUUUGGAUGCAGGAGGGGCCUCUGGUUCCGCCAGGCUGGAAAGCUGAGGCAGGAUUUGGGGAAGAACCAGUAGGCUCCGGAGAGCCUGGACUCCUUCCUCCCGCGCCCCACCUGCUCCGCCGGGCGCCCGCCCGUCCUCUCGCCACCCGCCGGGACCGCGCUGCCGCCGGGAGUUGUGGCUGUCGAGGAUGGGGGUCUGUGGGUACCUGCUCCUGCCCUGGAAGUGCCUCGUGGUCGUGUCUCUCAGGCUGCUGUUCCUUGUACCCACAGGAGUACCCGUGCGCAGCGGAGAUGCCACCUUCCCCAAAGCCAUGGACAACGUGACGGUCCGGCAGGGGGAGAGCGCCACCCUCAGGUGUACCAUAGAUGACAGAGUUACCCGGGUGGCCUGGCUAAACCGCAGCACCAUCCUCUACGCGGGGAAUGACAAGUGGUCCAUAGACCCUCGAGUGAUCAUUCUGGUCAACACCCCAACCCAGUACAGCAUCAUGAUCCAGAACGUGGACGUGUAUGACGAGGGCCCCUACACCUGCUCCGUGCAGACGGACAACCACCCCAAGACCUCGCGGGUCCACCUCAUUGUGCAAGUCCCUCCACAGAUCAUGAAUAUCUCCUCAGACAUCACUGUGAACGAGGGGAGCAGCGUGACCCUGCUGUGUCUUGCUAUUGGCAGGCCAGAGCCAACAGUGACGUGGAGACACCUGUCUGUCAAGGAAGGACAGGGCUUUGUAAGUGAGGAUGAAUACCUGGAAAUCUCUGACAUCAAGCGUGACCAGUCUGGGGAGUACGAAUGCAGCGCCUUGAAUGAUGUUGCUGCUCCUGAUGUGCGGAAAGUCAAAAUCACUGUAAAUUACCCUCCCUAUAUCUCAAAAGCCAAGAACACCGGUGUCUCCGUGGGUCAGAAGGGCAUCCUGAGCUGUGAAGCCUCUGCCGUGCCUACAGCGGAAUUCCAGUGGUUCAAGGAAGACACCAGGCUAGCAACCGGCCUGGACGGCAUGAGGAUUGAGAGUAAAGGGCGCAUAUCCACUCUGACUUUCUUCAAUGUUUCAGAGAAGGAUUAUGGGAAUUAUACUUGUGUGGCCACAAACAAGCUUGGGAACACCAAUGCCAGCAUCGCACUGUAUGGGCCUGGAGCAGUCAUUGAUGGUGUAAACUCGGCCUCUAGAGCACUGGCUUGUCUCUGGCUCUCAGGGACCCUCUUUGCCCACUUCUUCAUCAAGUUUUGAUAAGAAACCAUAGGUUCUCUGAGCAACGCCUGCUUCUCCAUAUCACAGACUUUAAUCUACACUGCGGAGGGCAAACCAGUUUGGGCUUCUUUUGUUUCUUUGUUUCUGAUAUUCUUCUUGAUUUUUUUUUUUUUUAUUUCUGGGUUUUUUUUGUUUACUUGAUUUUUAUUUUUUUAUUUUUACAGUUUAAAUGAGUGGGGUUGGGAGAGGGGUGGGCAGGGUUCUACCAUGUGUAGGAUGAUCAUUCAUUGGUGUGUCCAAAAAUGGAAUGUGUUCCUGCUACCUUGGCCCUUCCCUUUCCUCUGCUUCCCUCCCCAUCAUCAUCACCACCAACCGCUCCUGUCCCACAUACCAAAACAUGAGCUCCAUUUGGGGGAAAACGUGCCUCAUGAUAAACACCCUGAAGACACAACUUGACUUUAAUGUAGUGCACAGCAAGACUUGUAUCCAAGUGUCCUAUUAUCUGUGUCUUUUAAGCUUUGGACCAUUUUCCAGAUUACAAUGUAUAUAUCCCUCUCUCCACGUUUAUUAUUACCUAAUUACUUUAGGGUUCACAUCCUUUCUUUCUGGGAACUUAUCUCAGCGUAUCCACACCUAUAUAGAGACGUAUAUAAAUAACCUUGCCAUCUCCUCUAGCCACUCUGCUCUAUUUGCGUUUCUCACCAGCCACAGGGAUUAGAGCCUCGAAGCUAUUCACUCAACCCAACACUAAAAAUGUAGAAGUCAAAUGACCAAAAAGGGGGUAGGUAUUUUGAGGAUAGUAUUUCCCUUUUAAAAAUGCUGUCCGACUCAUAAAAAAUGAUGCAUAGAUGGCUGGUUGUUUAGGUUUUAUUAAGCUAUCUAUCAAAGUAAUCAUACAGUUAUCCAUCUACUCAAUUGUCUGAUUUUCCUCUCCAUUCAAUUAUCUGCCCACCCAUCUUCCUCUCUAGCGAUCUAUUUACUCCACUUAUCAAUCUAUCAAUGUAAUUUUCUAACACUUCUUUCUAUUUCUUCCCUCGCUACUCACUAUCAAUUCAUCACCAUAUUAAUGUCUAAUCAUAUUGUGUCUAUUCAACUGUAUUCAUUUCUCCCCCGCCUUCAGCAGACAUUGGCAUCUUCAGAAUUACCUAUCAGCUUCUCAUGUGAGAGCCAGUGCUCUCACAGGCUAACAACAUAGAAAAGCAAUAUGUCAUGGACUCUUUGGAAUGUGGUAGCCCAUCCACCCAAGGUAGAUGCUGUUAACGGAUGGACCAAAGUCGAAUUCUAAUGAUCAUCACUCAUUAUUCCCAGAAGAGACUAUGUUUCCAAAAACAUCUUCUUAGGAAGCAGAUUGACCCUGGAGGAGCCUUGAUUAGUCCUGUAUUUUUCAAUUUUCACACUUGAAGGACCAAGGUGCCAACCUUCAGGCUUCUCCCUGCCUUUCAAGAAAGCGUAUGUCAGGAACCUAUGGAUUUACCCCAUGGCUGGCUUUUCUUAAUAGCAAGAACAAAGAAGUGAAAACACAUCUGCCUGUGGAAUGUGAAGAGAUCAGUCCACCUGUCUGAGCGCGAUGACUUCGGCUAUUGUCUCCUCUCUGCUCCAGUCUUCGUUUAAUCUGCCUGAAAAACCAUCCAGUAAAAAGCUGAUGAAGCCAAUUACAUAGUGGGUGUGUUGACAACUCUGGCGUUUGUAUCAGGAAGCUCUUCUGAGCUGAGGAGGGCACUUGAGCAACUGACUUAAUUUCCAAGCACUUGAUUAACACAACACUGCAAACAGAGGGGGAAAGUGUGAGCAACUCAUAGUUCCCUCUGCCACAGGCUUCCUCUCCACUGGCUGUGGGGAGAACACCCUCAGCUCUGCGUCUUCAACCAGACCCAGCACAUAAACAGGAGCUGACCUGACCUUUCUGCAUCACCUCCUGGGACAGGAAGGACUCACCAGCAAAGAUGCCUGUGACCCAAAGCAUGGCGCUGAGAACACAGGAGGCCGUGCUCCAUCUCUGCGCUGCAGGGACGGUCCUACCGAGAGGGAGAGAGAGGAGCGUAAACAAUGACUGUCCCCCAGACCUGCCCUGCUCCAGCUGGGAAACUCUUCCAGGAAAAUAUUAAACAAUAAACAUGUGUGUGGCUAUAUGCAUAUGUAAAAUGCAAACCUAGGCUGCCUUGGCAUACAAAAAGCCAGGCACUUUCAUAAGAGUUAGAGCUGGUGCAAGUGAAAUUAAUAUUACAUUUGCCAGCUGUAAACAGACAUCUGCAUUUCCUAGUGAGCCACCGGGAGCCAGAUUCUGGGAACAUAAAUGAUGUGCCAAAAGCAGUGUAUUGAUUCCAAGUUCCAGGGACAAUGAUGAGCUGGCGUAAAGUCAUAAUUAAAAGUUGGACAUCAGCGUUUCAGAUCUGUCACCACGUUCAGCACCUGGAGUUGGGCUGGUCUCAGACACUGUAUGAGAAUUAAAUGGGUCAUUGGAGAGCUCUACUGAUAAUAAAUUUGAUGAUACUUGGAGUAAAGUAAGUGUGGAGGCCGUGGAGAGUUGGUGGUUUUGGAGAACAGUGUUCUUAAAAUGGACAAGCUGCACUUGCUCUUCAGUCCGAGGCUUGUUCUCGAGGAGGGGUCCAUCUUCCUUUGUCCAGGAAGAUCCCCAGGACCCUUGGAGCACAGGGAGGCUGGGGCUCAGAGUCACUGAGAAACUCCGCACUGCCCACUCCCACUGGAUACCAUGAAGCACCUCUGCUGGUUGCCUAUUCCAGCCUUUCAGAGGAGGAGAAACCUACAGCCUGUCUUCAUCUGCCUGGGAUAAAGCAAACCAAGUAAAUGAGACCCAAGGAAACUGGGCGCUGGGAAAGAAAAUUGCUCUUGUUUACAACAGACCUCCCCAGCUUCUGCGUUGUUGGGUUACUUUGGAGGGGAUGGCUCCAUAUGAUAGUAGCUCCUCCCCAACUUUCUGAAGCUAUAAAGCAGUAAAUGCUCACUAAAGACAAUGUCCACACUUACACAUGCUCUUUCAACCCUACACGUGGAGGGUGGAUGGAUAAGGCCUGCUGGGUACAUUUGUUUCAAGGUGUCAAUGGUGAGGGUGGGGUAGGGGCCAAGGGGGAAAGAACAAACAAGUCUCUGAGCAACCAAUAGUUCUUCACGGGUUUUCCGCAGAAAGAAAACCAUACAGUGCUUAUCAGGAGAUUAGGUGAGAGGAAUUCCGAAACCCUUCUCCUUCCCCAAGCGAAGGUGAUACGGACGUCCACCAAAGUAAUGCCGACGAAAGUGCUGGUGUUAAGACUCUGGCCAAGCUCGUUUUUUUUUAGAAGUUUAAUGUCAAGUGCCUGAUGUAGUCACCUGCGCGUCUAAGCAAGUGCGUUUAGUUGUUCUCAUUCCUGUUUUAACUGGAGGAGAGGAGACAUACAAGAGGAAGGUGGUGAACACAUGCACAUAUUGUAUGCAGAGAGCGCUGUGCACGGUUGUUCUGCUUCCACUGUGCUCAGCUGGACAGAAGGAAAGGUAAGGCUUUGUAUCCGCUGAACCGGGGCCUCAUACUAGAUGAUACGCUUCCCAGGUCGGGCCUGGGUGGAAAGUGUGCUCUGGGACUCUAGAAACUCCACAACCAAGGAUGAACUUAAGGAUCUGUUUCUGCAUCAAUCCAGUUACCUUGCACUCAGCAUGGAAGAGUUAGCAAGUUCUACUUCUGUCAAAAGAACUCUUUCGUGAAAAGUGUAGAGAACCUCAAGGUGGGCAGUGGAUCCAAAGAGAGCUUAUCACUGUCCCGCAUCAGGAGUGGCUGUAAAUGGAAUAGCCUUGUUUUGGCCGGUGCAUCCAGUGCCACUGAGAUUGUCUUCUCUGUAGUUGCUGAUGGGCCAUCAGCCCCAUCAGCAGGAGGAUGGGAGAAAUGGCUCAAGGUGAGGAGAGCUAUGGGGUGGGGUCAUCUUUCCCAAUUUCACUCUGUGUCUUCACCAGAGAAAAAAGUGGCUUUGCAACACCUGGAACCAGCUCCCCAUUCUCCCUCUCUACCCCCACCCCCAAAGAAAACAAUACACAAAUUUUUAACUUUUUUUAAAGAGCAAAGUUUAAUUUAUUUUGGAAUUAGGGAAAGCAGCAUAAAAUUUUUCCUCUUGGGAAAUUUAUUUAUUUUUAAUUUUUUUUGUCCAACAAGGAGGAUCUUUCUUUCAUUUUGCACAAGACCUAUUCCUAGAAAUGCUUACACCCAAUCGCCUACCCUCAUACUAUCCAAAGUGUCCCUGCCUUUUACUUCUGAAGACAAAUAAGUUUGCGCAGUUGCAGUAAAACUUCACAGGUGUGUAACUAGGAAGGCAUCAUUUCAAAAAGACACCAUAUGAUGAGAACUCCUAAUGAUCACUAAAAGGAAACAAAUAAAAAUGCCAGUCUCAUUUCCCUCAUUUCUUAUUUAAGAGAAGGGAAGUAAAUGAAAGGAAGAAGAGAGAGAUUUGCAAUUAGAAAAUGUGGCUAAAAGAGCUGAACGAGUGCAAUUUAGCCUUCAGGUGCAGAACGCUGGGAGUCCAAAGGAGAGCGGGGUGGACUCAAUUAGACGUGAUUGUCUUCAUCCUGAAAGUAGUCGGUUAAACCUGAUUUCCAGUAUUUUGAAAGAUUCCUUUUUGUUUCUUUCAAAGGUGCCCUUUGGUAGGCACGCAGUUGCUCCGGUUGGUCCACACCACUGAGUGCAGAAAGAAAGAUUGUGAACCUUCUACUCUUCUUUCUUGGCCACAUUCUCUGCUACCGGCAGAUUUAUAAGGACAUCAAUAAUAGCAAUGAUAAGUAAUAAUAGCUGCCCUUGCAUUAGUUAGAGGGAGCAUUUUUAAUCAUUCAGAAACUUUUGUGACAUGUACAGUGCAGUUGUGAGGAAUGUGUGCGUGUACGAAAAUGUAUCUGUCCAAGUUCAGAGUCCUCUAGAUUAAAAAAUUAUGGCUUAUCAAUAGUGCCGUCAUCGCUGUGUCAGACAAUGGGUGUGCCCAUCCUCACAAUUAUCCUUAGAACAAAUCUAUGUGCAAAUGCUUUAAAAAUCUAUCACAUGAUACAAGAGUAUGGCUUUGUCAGCCUCCUAGAGUUCUUCCUUUCUUUAAUUUUCUUCCGUAUUUUUUUUUCCUUAAAAAUCAAUGAAGACUUGAUUUCUGUCAAUAAUUGUAUUAAGGGUGAAAGUACUACCUGAAUUUUGUGCAUGUUACAUUGUAGUUGUAACCUUUUCUAAUUCAGGAUGAACACGAGAUGGUUGUGAUUGUGCAGUGUAUCAAUAAAGUUCAAAGAAAUUUGUAA